This is a messenger RNA of Pseudozyma flocculosa PF-1, 957 nucleotides long. RefSeq lists its product as uncharacterized. Lineage: Eukaryota; Fungi; Basidiomycota; Ustilaginomycetes; Ustilaginales; Ustilaginaceae. Gene Ontology annotation, cellular component: nucleolus. Gene Ontology annotation, molecular function: rRNA binding. Bases 1 to 957 code for a protein of 318 amino acids. Gene Ontology annotation, biological process: rRNA processing; ribosomal large subunit assembly. The transcript has 2 exons. The record is from RefSeq and is a predicted model, not a curated record.
AUGGCCUCGGUCUACCGACAGGCUGCCAAGAGCGCCGGCGUCGCCAACAAGGGAAAGAGAAAGGCCGACGAUGGUGCUGCGGCCGCCGACGGCGAGGGUGCGCCGGGCAUCCGGCGCAACAAGCAGCGCGUGCUGAUGCUGCCCUCGCGGGGCGUCACGUCGCGGAUGCGCCACCUGAUCAACGACCUCGAGACGCUCAUGCCCCACUCGAAGAAGGACUCGAAGCUCGACAGCAAGUCGCAGCUCCACCUGCUCAACGAGCUCGCCGAGCUGCACAACUGCAACAACACCCUCUACUUUGAGGCGCGCAAGGCAGAGGACCUCUACAUGUGGGCCUCCAAGACGCCCAACGGGCCCUCGGCCAAGUUCCACGUGCACAACAUUCACACCAUGGACGAGCUCAAGAUGACGGGCAACUGCCUCAAGGGAUCGCGGCCGCUCCUCUCUUUCGACAAGGCGUUCGACGAGUCGCCCCACUGGACCCUCAUCAAGGAAAUGUUCACCCACAUGUUUGGCGUGCCCCGUGGCGCGCGGCGCUCCAAGCCCUUUGUCGACCACGUCCUCUCGUUUUCCAUCGUCGACAACAAGGUGUGGUUCCGCAACUACCAGAUCAUCGAAAACGACCCGGGCGCGACGGCCCUGAUUGCAGCGGCCGAGGGCGCAGAGGGCAAAAAGUCGAGGCCAAAGCAGGAGGCCAAGCAGCCCACGCUCGUCGAAAUCGGGCCCAGGAUGGUCCUGAGCCCCAUCCGCGUCUUUGAGGGCAGCUUUGGCGGCGCGACCGUGUUUGAGAACCCAGAGUACAUCUCGCCAAACACAAUCCGCCACCAGCUGCGCAAGGAAAAGGGCGAGAAGUUUGCCACGCGCGUCAACCAGAACGAGGCGCUCAAGACCAAGCGCGCCAAGCUCAAGAGCGACGCAAAGGAAGACGUCCUCUCGAGAAAGAGCGUCUUUGCCUGA